Messenger RNA from Belonocnema kinseyi, 1203 nucleotides. RefSeq names its product transcriptional adapter 1-like. The transcript has 6 exons. Bases 92 to 1078 code for a protein of 328 amino acids. Gene Ontology annotation, cellular component: SAGA complex. Gene Ontology annotation, molecular function: transcription coactivator activity. The record is from RefSeq and is a predicted model, not a curated record. NCBI's taxonomy places the organism in Eukaryota, Metazoa, Arthropoda, Insecta, Hymenoptera, Cynipidae. Gene Ontology annotation, biological process: regulation of transcription by RNA polymerase II.
UGUGUUGUCAUCUGGUAGUCAAUUUGUCUUCAAAUGCGCGUUUGGCAUCGUUUAGAAUCUUUGGAAUUUAUUUGAUCAAUUUGUAAAUAUCAUGACUACAUCAAAGGAAUUAAAUACAGCGAGAAAAAGUCUUGUCGCUUCGCUGGGUGAAAAUUCUAAAAUAUACUUUGAGAAAAUGAAGCUGUGGUUUCAAAUGAAGUCUACGAAAGAGGAAUUUGACUGUGAAGCUCGCAACAUCAUGACAGAGGAUCAAGUUCAUUUACAUAAUGAAUUUCUUCUCUGCUUAUUCAAUAAAGUGAGAGGGCUUGCCACAACCACGACUGUUCCUCGGCCAACAAAAAUCAAUAAUAAUACUUACAAUGUUGCACAAAAUCAGAAAGAUAAGAGAUUGCGACUGAAGCGCAAGUACAAAACGGAUAAAUCUAUUUUUGAACCAGCCGAUAUAUACGUGGAAGUUUUGAAUCAAACUUCAUCUCCAGUUGGUGAUGAACCAAUAGGAGCGAAUCGCUCAAGUGCUCAGGAACUCGUGCUUCCCGAUCGAACCUUUGUUUUAGCAAGACUGAUGCUUGCAGCAUGGGAAAAUAAUAUGGACGGAGCUGAGGAGAGCACGGCACACAUUAUUAUAGCUGCGACGCAAAUUUUUCUCAAGAAUAUAAUCCAAGCAAUUGUCACCAGAAGAAAAGGUUUCAAGGUUCGCGAUAGAAGAUUUAUUUACGACAUCGGCGAGCCAGUACCGAGUUCAUGGAAAAGAAACACAAAUUUUCUCUCCCAGAGUAACAUGUUUAAUGGACCAACAACUAUCGAAACAGAAGGGCAAAUGCCUGCAGUAAAACCGAGCGUGGAAGAAGCCGAACAAGCGACAGCUUUCUCUCUCGCAUGUGCAUCGCAAACUAUUCUUCCAUCUCCGCCUCCAGUUUCUGUGGCUGAUUUGCAGAAAAUAUUAAAGAUUUAUAAAAACCUCGUCUGUAAUCACACGUUAUAUGCGACUAAUGUAGAGCGUUCUUUUACGUAUAAUACUCAUACGACUUGGGAGGACCUGGAAGCAAGAAAAUUGCUGCGCCCAAGUUGCAAAAGUUAAACAUUCUUCUACUUAUAUUUUGUAAAUAAUAUUGGCCGUCAAAUCUAAGUGUAUUUAAGUUAUAGUAGUGUCUAUUUAUAAACCUUUUUUAAUUAAAAAAGCCUUUUGUCAUUAAAGUCAUGGAA